This is a messenger RNA of Oldenlandia corymbosa var. corymbosa, 564 nucleotides long. The record is from the annotation of a GenBank genome assembly. NCBI's taxonomy places the organism in Eukaryota, Viridiplantae, Streptophyta, Magnoliopsida, Gentianales, Rubiaceae.
AUGGUUUAUAUGUUGCCGAAAUAUUUUGGUAUGAGAGAUCCUCCAUUUGCCACAACCCUUGUUCCUGCAACAGUUGCAGACCAAGUGGUCGUCCCAGAGGCAGCUUCAUUUGUGACAGAACCACACGAUACUACAGUUGGAGGGCAUUUGCAUCGACAAAAUACGCGUCCAACUACAACAGAAGCGAAUAUAGUCAUAAGCGGGCAAACGAAGACCUGGGUGCAGAAAGAAACACGUUUGGAUCCAGAGCAAGAAAAGCUAAGGGCUGUAUCAGAUGCUAUAUUGAAUGAUUUGAAUCAUAACCAGCAACAGAAUGCACAGUGUCUAGACGGGCAUCCAGAAGCUCUUCCAGCGCAGCAACGACUCCCUGUACAUACACGAUUGGGGAACCCACCAUUAACAAUUCAUCGAAUUAUGUUCAAAAUAGAAGACCGUCAGUUUGGUAGCGGGUUCAAAGACCCAAUCAACAAGGAAGCGCUGAAUAAAGAGCAGUCAGAGCAAAACCUGUCAAUGACAGAGAGUGGCAUCAUGUUGUUCAUCAAAAGUUCCCUACCCUGUCACUAA